Messenger RNA from Struthio camelus australis, 876 nucleotides. NCBI's taxonomy places the organism in Eukaryota, Metazoa, Chordata, Aves, Struthioniformes, Struthionidae. The record is from RefSeq and is a predicted model, not a curated record.
CUGGCCUGCGCCGCCCAGGCGGAAGGGAUUCCUGCCUACAUCGUGGUGCCCCGGACAGCACCACACUGUAAGAAAGCCGCCAUCCAUGCUUACGGUGCCACGCUGGUGCCGUGUGAGCCCAGCGAUGAGUCCAGAGCCAAGACAGCAGCUCGCGUGGUCGAGGAGACGGGAGGAGUCAUGGUGCACCCCAACCAGGAGCCAGCAGUGAUCGCGGGGCAAGGCACCAUCGCCCUGGAGGUGCUGGAGCAGGUGCCUGAGGUAAACGCCCUGGUGGUUCCCAUCGGGGGCGGAGGAAUGAUUGCUGGAAUAGCAGUUGCUGUCAAGGCUUUGAGACCAGAUGUGAAAGUGUUUGCUGCUGACCCUUGCAAUGCAGAUGACUGUUAUCAGUCCAAGCUGAGAGGGGAGCUCACCCCCAACCUGCACCCCCCAGAUACCAUCGCAGACGCGGUUAAGACCAGCAUCGGAGCAAACACAUGGCCCAUCAUUAGGGAUUUAGUUGAUGAUGUCCUGACAGUCUCCGAACAAGAAAUCAAGCAAGCAACGCGGCUGGUGUGGGAAAGGAUGAAGCUGCUCAUUGAGCCAACAGCAGGUGUGGGAGUUGCGGCCGUGCUCUCGGCGCAGUUCCGGGCAGUCUCCCAGGACGUACAGAAUGUUUGCAUCGUGCUGUGCGGGGGAAAUGUGGACCUGAGCUCCUUGACCUGGCUCACAGACCUCCCUGGGAAAGCGGAGUGAGAACAGAGCAGGGUCACAAGUGGCAGGAACCCAACGCUGAAUUUGUACAGCCUGGUUUGUGCGCUAUUAAACCAGAUGAACAGCCUCAAACGUUUGUGUUUUGGGGGAGGGAAAAGGGAAGCUGGUGUUGGUCUCUACAGCACA